Myxocyprinus asiaticus (Chinese sucker) is the source of this 3686-nucleotide messenger RNA. Its product is annotated as polypeptide N-acetylgalactosaminyltransferase 4-like. Lineage: Eukaryota; Metazoa; Chordata; Actinopteri; Cypriniformes; Catostomidae. The transcript is spliced from 11 exons. The coding region runs from base 358 to 2100 and encodes 580 amino acids. The record is from RefSeq and is a predicted model, not a curated record. Gene Ontology annotation, cellular component: Golgi apparatus.
CAGGCUGUCAAAUCUGAAACUUCCUGGGGUGCAAUGCAUGCAAGACCGUUGCAAGUUCAUAACACUUAUUUCAAGCAUGUAACUCGUAGUAGAACUAGACGUUUGUAAUGACCCAAGCUACUUAAAUAGUAAGUGCAAGUAGUUAUUAGGAAAAGAGCGGGGUUUUAUUCGGGGGUGACUGUUGUUUGAGGACUCAUUUGGGUGUCUUGAGGAGGAUGUGGCUGCUGUGUUGACAGUGGCACGAGUCUUUCCAGCUCCGUAUAUCUCUAUAAAAGCACGGCAUGUAGAGAACAAGUAAAAAGGUGGGCGUCCAGGGCUCUCUGACUGGUGCUGUAAGUGGUGCUGGCUGCCAAGGUCAUGAAGAUCCGCUGGUCGAGGAAGGCGGCUUUCCUGGCUAAGGUCUGCUUCCUCCUCUGUCUACUGUGGCUCUUCUACCUCCUUAUAGUCCGUUCUGUGCCGUCCUCUUUGACUGAUAAUGAAGGUAAACGCAACAUCCUGGUCCGAGACGUUACUACCCUCACAGAGGGGGACUCUGACAGCCUCCUCCGGCCCAUUUAUGAGAAACUUCCACCAGACCCCAAUGCUCCUGGUGAAUAUGGCAGAGCCACUCGACUGACCCUCAGCACUGAGGAGAAGAAAGAGGAGGAGUCUGGUAUUGAGCGCUAUGCCAUUAACAUCUUCAUCAGUGACAAGAUCUCCCUCCAUCGCCACAUCCAGGACAACAGGAUGCAUGAAUGCAAAGCAAAGAAGUACAAUAUUCAUCGACUGCCCACUACAUCUGUGAUCAUAGCAUUUUACAAUGAGGCCUGGUCCACUUUACUCAGAACCAUUCAUAGUGUGUUGGAAACCACACCAGCCGUCCUACUAAAGGAGAUCAUACUUGUGGAUGACUUCAGCGACAGAGGCUAUCUGAAGUCACAGCUGGAGCAGUAUGUAAGUAAUCUGGAGCGCGUUCGUCUCAUUCGCACCAAGAAAAGAGAAGGUCUGGUACGGGCACGGCUCAUUGGCGCCACCUACGCUACAGGACACGUGCUCACCUUUCUUGACUGCCACUGUGAAUGUGUGCCUGGUUGGAUUGAGCCACUGCUGGAAAGAAUUGCUGAGAAUGAGACCACCAUCAUAUGUCCAGUGAUUGACACCAUUGACUGGAACACAUUUGAGUUCUACAUGCAGACUGCUGAGCCCUUGGUGGGUGGCUUUGACUGGAGGCUGACAUUCCAGUGGCAUGCUGUGCCUGAAAUCGAUCGCAAGAUACGGAAAUCCCGAAUUGACCCCAUUAGGUCUCCUACUAUGGCUGGAGGCCUAUUUGCCGUCAGCAAGGUCUACUUUGAGUAUCUGGGCACAUAUGACAUGGGCAUGGAGGUGUGGGGAGGAGAGAAUCUGGAACUUUCUUUUCGGGUGUGGCAAUGUGGGGGGUCUUUAGAAAUUCACCCAUGCUCCCAUGUGGGUCAUGUUUUUCCCAAGAAAGCCCCAUAUUCCCGAUCGAACUUCCUUCAGAACACUGUUCGUGCUGCAGAAGUCUGGAUGGACUCCUACAAGCAGCACUUCUAUAACCGAAACCCCCCGGCAAGCAAGGAAUCUUAUGGGGAUAUUUCUGAAAGGAUUUUAUUGCGAAAGCGACUCCAGUGUCAGAGCUUUAAAUGGUACCUGCAGAACGUUUACCCCGGCCUUCAUGUGCCAGAGGACAGGCCUGGCUGGCAUGGAGCGGUGCGUAGUGUCGGUAUCUACUCCGAAUGUCUGGACUACAACGCACCAGACCACAACCCCACAGGAGCUCAGCUGUCCCUGUUUGGCUGCCACGGUCAGGGUGGUAAUCAGUACUUUGAGUACACAUCUCAGAAGGAGAUCCGCUUUAACUCAGUGACUGAGCUUUGUGCUGAGGUCCAGGAUGGAAUGACACACAUAGGAAUGAAGCAUUGCCCACAAGAUGAUGUUCCAAGACCUCCCAGCAUCAUAUGGGAGUUCAAGCAUGAUGGGAGCAUAUAUAAUCCUCAUUCAAACAUGUGUAUCACCUCCUACCGCACUUCUGACGGCCGUGCAGACACCCAAAUGAGAAGUUGCACUCCUGGAGACAAACACCAGCAUUGGAAAUUCGAGUGACCUUAAAUGCUAUGUGAACUUGGAUGUAUGUGCAAUUAUCAAGGAGAAUGUCUCUUCAGACACAUAGCUUGGAAUAAAAAAAAGGAGUGAACAACAGGCAUAAAAAUGGGACAUAUUCUGCAAAUAGUGCCUUUGCAAACCAAAGUGGAUAUAAACUUGUAGUGUCAAGGUUUUUUUAUGUGCUAUUACAAGUCUGUAACAACUGUCCGAUAAAACAAAUUUCAAUGACACAUUGUGGCAAAUUCAACUAUCCAACAAACAUGUAGUGUUAUGUUGGACCAGCAUUUUUGUUUACAUUGAUACACUAUAUGCUUUUAGUGAAUGGUUUUUAAACUCAGUGGUAGCUACCUUUUAGCUAUACUGCACAGCUAUUUUAUUUAAUUGUACCAGAAGUGACUGAUUUCAGGAUGUUGUGAGCUGGAUCAUCUUGAUUGUGGCCUCUUGCUCUCCUGUCUUAUUUUUGUCUUAUUUGUGGCUGUAUUUUUGUAAAACUAGGGUAUUUAGGGUCUUUUCACCUUAUUUUGUGCAAGCUGCAUGGAUGGUUUUGGAACACUGGUGUUGAUGGAACUGUAACAGAAGAAGUAUUUUGUGGCUGUGUCACUCAGGAGACCAGCCACAUCAAUGUUCAAAUGGUUUGUUAAUAAGUACACUUCAAUUUGAAGUAGAUUACAGAAGUAGAAAAUGCACAUCAAAGGUGUAAAAAUGAAAAACAGUGUGCUGAAAAUGUGGACCAAACUCUUGAUAGAUUUUGUUUCUUCAUUCUCAUACCCACUUAGAAUUUUACAAGAUUCUUUUUAACUACACAUUUGGGAUUUAUCCACUGAACCCUUGAAAUAAAAGGAAUAGUUAAGCAAAAAAUGAAAAUUCUGUCAUCAUUUACUCACCCUCAUGACGUUCAAAACUUGUAUGGCUUUCUUUCUUCUGUGGAACACAAAUGGAGAUGUUAGGUUAAUGUCAGUGAAUCAUGACUGAAGCCCAAGUAUCUCGGUCAGACAUGAACGCUGAGCGUCCGCAUACAGGACGCGUGACACAAAUUUAGUUAUCAGCAGAUUGCUUGAACACUGAACGCGCGCAGCCUGAUUUUUCUAACCGCGUGUCUUUGAAUGUGCAGAAUGUGCAUGUGCCUGGAGUUAUUUGCACUAAUUAGAGGGUCCACAAGGUGGCAACACUCACAGUUGAGCCGUUGCUGUCAUGAAGAAGCGCUAGAAGAAUAUGUAAUCGCCGGUAAACAACAGGAGACGAAUGUGGAAACAACAACAGUACAUAUGCAAGUCAAGAACACGUGUGAGGAGGUCAGGAGAUUCCUGCAUUUGUAUAACUCGAGUCUGAACAAUAUAAAGACUAUCUUUAGGUGUCUAAACUCCUGAAGAUAAAUAGUCCAGUAACUCAACAGUGGUAGCGCAAAUGCGCAAAGUCAAAUGAAGUAUACUUGACUGACACUAAGCGUUCUCGUCAAAACCAAGGUAUACUUUGGGCGUAAGGCUAACAUUUUACUUGACAUCUCUUUCUGUGUUCCACAGAAGAAAGUAAAUCAAGUUUGGAACAGCAUGAGGGUGAGUAAAUGAUGACAGAAUUUUCAUUUUUUA